Molecule: messenger RNA, 3222 nt
Organism: Pteronotus mesoamericanus
Lineage: Eukaryota; Metazoa; Chordata; Mammalia; Chiroptera; Mormoopidae
Gene: PLA2G6
Product: phospholipase A2 group VI
Exons: 17
Coding region: 167-2590 (807 amino acids)
Biological process (GO): positive regulation of ceramide biosynthetic process; cardiolipin acyl-chain remodeling
Cellular component (GO): mitochondrion
Molecular function (GO): protein binding
Source: RefSeq, a predicted model, not a curated record
CGGGGGCGGGGCCGCAGCGGCGGCUGGGAGGCAUGGCCUUCGAUGAUUGGCGGAGAGCAGUGGCUUUGCGGCCAGGGCUUGUUUGCAGAACUAGGAGGAAGUAGAAGUGCUGAGUAAGGCGAGACUAAGGCUGCAGGCAGUGGGCCCCCCACCGGUCCCGUGGAAGAUGCAGUUCUUCGGCCGCCUCGUCAGUACCCUCAGUAGCGUCACCAACUUGUUCACUAAUCCGUUCCGGGUGAAGGAGGUGGCGGUGGCCGACUACGCCUCGAGUGGCCGGGUUCGGGAGGAAGGGCAGCUGAUUCUGUUCCAGAACGCUUCCAGUCGCACCUGGGACUGCAUCCUGGUCGACCCUAGGGACUCGCAGAGUGGAUUCCGGCUCUUCCAGCUGGAGACGGAGGCCGACGCCCUCAUGAACUUCCAGCAGUUUUCGUCCCAGCUGCCGCCCUUUUACGAGAGCACCGUGCAUGUCCUGCAGGUCGAGGUCCUGCAGCAGCUGACCGACCUCAUCCGCAGCCACCCCAGCUGGUCGGUGGCCCACUUGGCGGUGGAGUUGGGCAUCCGAGAGUGCUUCCGCCACAGCCGCAUCAUCAGUUGCGCCAACAGCAGAGAGGAUGAGCUGGGCUGCACGCCCCUGCACCUGGCCUGCCGCAGGGGCGACGUGGAGGUCCUGGUGGAGCUGGUGCAGUACUGCCGGGCCCAGGUGGACGUCACCGACAACAACGGAGAGACCGCCUUCCAUUACGCUGUCCAGGGUGACAGUUCCCAGGUGCUGCAGCUCCUAGGGAAGAAUGCAUCGGCCGGCCUGAACCAGGCGAAUAACCAAGGGCUGACCCCGCUGCACCUGGCCUGCCAGAUGGGGAAGCAGGAGAUGGUGCACGUGCUGCUGCUGUACAAUGCGCGCUGUAACAUCAUGGGGCCCCGUGGCUGCCCCAUCCACACGGCCAUGAAGUUCUCCCAGAAGGGGUGUGCUGAAAUGAUCAUCAACAUGGACAGCAGUCAGGUCCACAGCAAAGACCCACGCUAUGGAGCCAGCCCCCUCCACUGGGCCAAGAACGCAGAGAUGGCCCGCCUGCUGUUGAAACGAGGCUGCGACGUGAACAGCACCAGCUCUGCGGGCAACACUGCUCUGCACGUGGCGGUGAUGCGCAACCGCUUCGACUGCGUCAUGGUGCUGCUGACCCACGGGGCUAACGCCAAUGCCCGCGGAGAGCAUGGCAACACGCCGCUGCACCUGGCCAUGUCGAAAGACAACGUGGAGAUGGUCAAGGCCCUCAUUGUGUUUGGGGCAGAGGUGGACACCCCAAACGACGCUGGGGAGACUCCUGCGUUCAUAGCCUCCAAGACCAGCAAACUUGUCACCAGGAAGGCACUCUUAACUCUGCUGAGAACCAUAGGGGCCGACCACCACUCCCCACCCCUCCCAGGGGCCCCCGCGGAGCCGGGCUCCCCAGCAGCACGCCACUCCUUCUGCUCCCUGGAAAGACCUCAGCCCCCGCCGAUCAGCUAUAACAACCUAGAGCUGCAGGACCUUGUGCACAUCUCCCGGGCCCGGAAGCCGACCUUCAUCCUGAGCUCCAAGCGGGACGAGAAGCGGAUCCACGACCACCUGCUUUGCCUAGACGGAGGGGGCGUGAAAGGCCUGGUCAUCAUCCAGCUCCUCAUCGCCAUUGAGAAGGCCUCGGGCAUUGCCACCAAGGACCUCUUCGACUGGGUGGCCGGGACCAGCACGGGAGGCAUCCUGGCCCUGGCCAUUCUGCAUGGCAAGUCCAUGACCUACAUGCGUGGCGUGUACUUCCGCAUGAAGGACGAGGUGUUCCGGGGCUCGCGGCCCUACGAGUCGGGGCCCCUGGAGGAGUUCCUGAAGCGGGAGUUUGGCGAGCACACCAAGAUGACGGACGUCAGGAAGCCAAAGGUGAUGCUCACAGGGACGCUGUCUGACCGGCAGCCAGCUGAACUGCACCUCUUCCGGAAUUAUGAGGCUCCAGAGUCUGUACGGGAGCCUCGUUUCAGCCAGAACAUUAACCUCAAGCCUCCAACUCACCCCUCAGAGCAGCUGGUGUGGCAGGCAGCCCGGAGCAGUGGGGCAGCCCCCACCUACUUCCGGCCUAAUGGGCGCUUCCUGGAUGGCGGGCUGCUGGCCAACAACCCCACGCUGGACGCUAUGACCGAGAUCCAUGAGUACAACCAGGACCUGAUCCGCAAGGGUCAGGGCGAUAAGGUGAAGAAACUCUCCCUGGUCGUCUCUCUGGGAACAGGGAGGGCCCCACAGGUACCCGUGGCCUGUGUAGACGUCUUCCGUCCCAGCAACCCCUGGGAACUGGCUAAGACUGUUUUUGGGGCCAAGGAACUGGGGAGAAUGGUCGUGGACUGUUGCACAGACCCGGACGGGCGGGCCGUGGACCGGGCCCGGGCCUGGUGUGAGAUGGUCGGCAUCCAGUACUUCAGAUUGAACCCCCAGCUGGGGUCGGACAUCAUGCUGGACGAGGUCAACGACUCGGUGCUAGUCAGUGCCCUCUGGGAGACCGAGGUCUACAUCUACGAGCACCGAGAGCAGUUCCAGAAGCUCAUCCAGCUGCUGCUGUCUCCGUAGGGCUGCCAGGUCCCAGCUGCCUCCACCCCACCCGACUAUCCACCCCCGCUAGGGAGGGGUCUGAGGCCCAAGCGCCACACUGUGGGGCAGAGCCCAUCCAAGGCUGCUCUGCCCAUGGGCGGGGCCUCGGAAGGUGCGGGGCCUCCUGCCUGAGGCCGGUGCUGAGGGCUGCCCCCGCUCUGUCCCUGCCUCUGGCGCUCUCCAUGGCUCCAGCUUAGAGGCCUAGCGCCUCACUGGGACCAUCAGCCAUGAAGGACAACAGACUCUCAGGCCCUCAACCUCUAUGUCAAACACGAAGGGCGCCCAGGUGCGCCCUCAGCUCUCCCAGGUCCUCUGGGGGUACAGCCGCCCCGUCCGCCCUCUGCUCUUUUCCCUGGGGGUGGGGUUGGAGAAGCUCCAGGAACUGGCCGUCACCCACGCCAGCAGCAGAGGCAGCCCAUGCUCCAGGAGUGGGUGCCCCGUUCAACUUUGCCCCUCAGCACAUGCCCAGCCACCUGCGCCCUCAGAGCUGCCCUGCACUGUGAGCUUGCUGCAGCUCCAGACGGUUGCUCCUGAGACUUGUUAUUCUUCCCAACAGGCAAUGGUUUAUCAGUGGGGCAGGGCUCCCCCAAACUGUGAAAUAAAUGGUUUGA